UGAAGAAAUCGAUUUCUCAAAACAACUCACAAAUCCCAUCCAGAAGAAAUAGGAUAUUUUAGGUACUGAAGUUUUUAUUCAAGCCCCCCAGGUCCCGUUGGUCUUUUUGCUUGUAUCUCGUCAGAACCAUGAUAGAACUACCGGAGGAGAUGGAGAUGUCUGACAUAGGGGGUGUGAAAAGUCCUCGAGAAGCUGCAUGGGCCCUUAUUGAUGCUACGACAAGUGGACCUGCAGAAAGGAUCCACGACUUAAUCAAAAAGGGUUACAUAGGCCCUAUGUGUGACUUUCUGCUGAGUCUUGACUACAACGUUGUCCAACAAGCUAUCAACGCCGUGGAGAUCAUAUUGAAGCUGGGUGCUCAAGACGCCAUAGACAAUGCCUAUCCUGUGAACCAGUACGCUGUUCUCAUCGAGGAACGCCGUGGUCUGGAUAAACUCAAGUUUCUUGAAGCACAUAACGUUGAUGAAAUCUCCAUGAAGGCAUAUGACAUAAUCGAAAACUUCUUUAACAAAGAUUAUGAGGACGCUAGACCGCCUUCGUCACAAUAA
Messenger RNA from Macrosteles quadrilineatus (aster leafhopper), 548 nucleotides. RefSeq names its product importin subunit alpha-5-like. Gene Ontology annotation, biological process: NLS-bearing protein import into nucleus. Lineage: Eukaryota; Metazoa; Arthropoda; Insecta; Hemiptera; Cicadellidae. The record is from RefSeq and is a predicted model, not a curated record. Gene Ontology annotation, cellular component: nucleoplasm; nucleus. The coding region runs from base 129 to 548 and encodes 139 amino acids. The transcript has 4 exons. Gene Ontology annotation, molecular function: nuclear import signal receptor activity.